Molecule: messenger RNA, 398 nt
Organism: Trichosurus vulpecula (common brushtail)
Lineage: Eukaryota; Metazoa; Chordata; Mammalia; Diprotodontia; Phalangeridae
Product: 60S acidic ribosomal protein P1-like
Exons: 1
Coding region: 13-360 (115 amino acids)
Biological process (GO): translational elongation; cytoplasmic translation
Cellular component (GO): ribosome; cytosolic large ribosomal subunit
Molecular function (GO): structural constituent of ribosome; ribonucleoprotein complex binding; protein kinase activator activity
Source: RefSeq, a predicted model, not a curated record
CCAUCCGCUGAAAUGGCCGUCUCCGAGCUCGCUUGCAUCUACUCCGCCCUCAUCCUUCACUACGAUGAGGUUACGGUCACGGAGGAUAAAAUCAAUGCCCUCAUUAAAGCAGCAGGUGUAAAUGUUGAACCAUUCUGGCCUGGAUUAUUUGCAAAGGCCCUGUCCAGUGUAAACAUUGCAAGCCUCAUCUGCAAUGUAGGAGUUGGUGGACCUGCCCCAGCAGCUGGUGGUGCUGCCCCUGCUGGAGGGGCUGCUCCUGCUAGCACAGCUGCCCCAGCUGAGGAGAAGAAGAAAGAGGAAGCAAAAAAGGAAGAAUCCGAGGAGUCCGAUGAUGACAUGGGCUUUGGUCUGUUUGACUAGAUAAUUUUUUGUAACAUUAAAUAAAAAGCUUGACUCAA